Acaulospora colombiana is the source of this 539-nucleotide messenger RNA. The record is from the annotation of a GenBank genome assembly. NCBI's taxonomy places the organism in Eukaryota, Fungi, Glomeromycota, Glomeromycetes, Diversisporales, Acaulosporaceae.
ACAGCUGCUCCUUCGAACUCACUCACGAUCUACCAAGUUUGAAGACCCUAAAAUUCACGGGCGAUCCCGAACUACGCGGUUUCGAUAACAAGCUUUCAGCGCAGAAUCUCACGACUUUGGAAUUACUCAACACUGAUGAUGUAAUUCCAUUACCUCCUGUACUUCCAGCUCUCGAGCACAUCAUACUGAGGGGGUACUCAAACCUUGGUACGCUAGCCCGGCUCUCUACACCACGACUACGAGCUCUCUCAUGUUAUUCUUCAACAACAAAGCUUGAUAUGUUGAAGCAAGCGGGUUGGGCUGCCCUUAAACAACUGGAUUUCCUAGGCCUAUAUCUGGACCCUCAUUCAUAUUCAUGGGAUGCCCCCGAGGUCCUGCGCACAGCAGCCAUGCAUUUGAGAGGUGUUAUUCAAGAAGCAGAAAAUGUAAAGCACUUCUAUUUAAAGGGACCUUCAGUACUUAGGAUUUUGUUGAAGCCACGUUCGUGUUACGUAGCGAGUCCAUUGUUGCAGAUAUCCACUUCAUUCGAAAGUUUAUUG